Molecule: messenger RNA, 1019 nt
Organism: Mercenaria mercenaria
Lineage: Eukaryota; Metazoa; Mollusca; Bivalvia; Venerida; Veneridae
Product: actin-like protein 6B
Exons: 5
Coding region: 16-504 (162 amino acids)
Biological process (GO): regulation of transcription by RNA polymerase II; nervous system development
Cellular component (GO): NuA4 histone acetyltransferase complex; SWI/SNF complex
Molecular function (GO): chromatin binding
Source: RefSeq, a predicted model, not a curated record
UCUGUAUUUGACUACAUGUCUUAUGAUAUUAAACUGUAUUUCAGUGGAGCAGAAACAAUGCCAUGUCAACAGUAUGAAUUUCCCAAUGGUUACCAUAGAGAUUUUGGUGAGGAAAGAAUCCGAAUACCUGAAAUGUUGUUUGACCCUUCUUUCAUCAAGGAUGUACCUAGUAACACAAUGUUGAGUAUGGGCCAUGUGAUCACAACCAGUGUUGGUAUGUGUGACAUUGAUAUUAGACCAAGUUUAUACAGCAGUGUGAUUACAGUUGGAGGGAAUUCUCUCUUGAAUGGUUUUACAGACAGACUCAACAGGGACCUCAGUAAUAAAACACCCUCAACAAUGAGACUGAAGUUGAUUGCUGCAACGGGCUCAUCAGAGCGACGAUUCAGCAGCUGGAUUGGUGGAUCUAUUCUCGCUUCAUUGGGCUCGUUCCAGCAGAUGUGGAUUUCAAAACAGGAGUAUGACGAAGGUGGGAAGAGCUGUAUUGAGAAGAAGUGUCCAUGAAAUGUGAAAUAAAUUCUGAAUUAGAACUAACCAGAUGUGUUCAUUGAACUCGAGUUACGUCAGGAGUACAAAUAAACAGCAGCUUGAUGGAACAAAUAAAUAAACACUCUGAUUGUGUUAAUUUGCUAAAAUGUUGAUCCCACUAGUUGUACUGCAAUGGUGCUUUGUGUUUGGAUUACCGUUAUGUGACAUAUACAGUCUUCAGUUAAAGUGUUUGGACUAUAGAUGUAAAUUGUGCAGCCUUUAUAUGAAUUUUAGCAAGAACUUUGUCAAUAAGAAACAACUGUAUAUUAUUCUACAUGCAGUAUUUAACAUUCCUAAUGAAGACAGAUGUUUUGAAUCAAAUGAUAUUACAUGAUGAUUAAAGUGUUACUGAGGAUAUAAACAAGUGUUCAGGGAUAAAGUUUGAUUAAAACUGCAAAGAACAUGUUAUUGAUACCAUAUGAACUUUGUAUCUUGUAGCAAAAAUUGCCGUGUUUAUGAAUUUUGUGGAAAAAUAAAUAUUUCUUAAUGAA